AUGGACUUCCUUAAGAAAUUUUCUGAUAACAACGCCGGCGAGGGUGAGCGAAGGCCAGAAGAGUCGACUGAAUCCGGAGAGCGCACGCAGGGCAACUUCUUUGACAAGGCCUCAAACUUCGUGAACGAACAGGCUGGCGGCGGCAAGAAGGGCGAACAGAAGGAAGACGCCCUCGACAAAGCUAUCGACUACGUCCAAGAGAAUGUCUUCAAGCAAGGUCCUCAGAACAACGAAUCUGCCGCCGAACAGGCCAAGGAUGGUGCCAUUGCCGACUUCAUCCGAGACCAGUACAAGAAGAAUACUGGCAAAGAAUUCCCAGUCUCCGAAAGACAGUAA
Messenger RNA from Orbilia oligospora ATCC 24927, 336 nucleotides. RefSeq lists its product as uncharacterized. The transcript is spliced from 3 exons. The coding region runs from base 1 to 336 and encodes 111 amino acids. The record is from RefSeq and is a predicted model, not a curated record. Lineage: Eukaryota; Fungi; Ascomycota; Orbiliomycetes; Orbiliales; Orbiliaceae.